Messenger RNA from Nycticebus coucang (slow loris), 1347 nucleotides. RefSeq names its product tripartite motif-containing protein 64-like. The record is from RefSeq and is a predicted model, not a curated record. Gene Ontology annotation, molecular function: protein binding; zinc ion binding. The transcript has 6 exons. The coding region runs from base 1 to 1347 and encodes 448 amino acids. NCBI's taxonomy places the organism in Eukaryota, Metazoa, Chordata, Mammalia, Primates, Lorisidae.
AUGGAUUCACACACCUGGAAAGCCUUCCAGAAUGAACUCACCUGCCCCAUCUGCAUGAAUUACUUUCUAGACCCCAUCACCAUAGCCUGUGGGCACAACUUUUGCCGACCCUGCCUCUACCUCUGCUGGGAGGAGUACCCGAUGCGCUGCCCUCAGUGCAGGGAAAUAUCACAGGAGGCAGAAUUCAAAACCAAUUUUCUAGUCAAGAAGCUGAUUUCCCUUGCCAGGCAGGUCAGACCUCAGCAGAUCCAUAUUUCAGAAGAGCAGGUCUGUGGGGGAAUACGUGGAGUGAAGGGGCUCCUCUGUGAGGCCAACAAGACUUUGCUCUGUGGGUCCUGCUCCAAGGCACCAGAGCACUUGACACACAGCCAAUGUCCAGUAGAAUGGGCUGCUCAGCCAUGCAGGGAGGAACUUGUGAAAAAAAUGGACUCUUUAUGGACAAUGACUAAGGAAAUGCAAAACCAUCUAAAUGAGCAAACUGGCAAAACUCACUCAUUCAUGAAUAAUGUGGCUUUAAGGAAAGUGAUGAUUAGGCAGCACUAUCAGAAGAUGCAUCUGUUUCUCCAAGAGGAGGAAAAACUUCAUCUCAAGUUAGUGGACAGGGAAGCAGAAGAGAUUUUCCAACAACUCCAAGACAGUGAAGUGAGAAUGACCCAACAGAAAGAAAGCCUGAGACACAUAUACAGAGAGCUGACUGAGACAUGUCACAAGCCUGACCUGGAGCUGCUACAGGACUUGAGGAACAUAUUGGAAAGGACUGAGUUGUUGCAGAUGCUAAAGACCCAGCCAGUGAGUCCAGAGCUCACAUCUUGGGGCAUCACUGGAAUCCGAGACAUGCUCAACAACUUCAGAGUGGAGGAUCCUCUGAGUGUGGAAAUGACCAGUUGCUAUAUCAGACUUACUGAGGACAUGAGAAGCAUCCUAUUCGGAGAUAAGGAUCAUGAUGCCCCCUGGGAGGCCUGGACAGCCCAGACCCUUGCUGUAUGUGGAGCUCAGGCCUUCACCUCUGGCAAGCAUUACUGGGAAGUAGACGUGACACACUCUUCCAGCUGGAUUCUAGGCGUCUGCAAGGAUUCUGGGCCACAAGACCCCAAUAUUAUUGUUGAUCCCAAGGAUGCAUUUUUGCUCUUUUCUUUCAAGAAGAACAAUGAUUACAGUCUUGCCUCUAACUCCCCACCCUUAAUUCAUUAUGUGCAAAGGCCCUUGAGUAGAGUUGGGGUGUUUGUGGAGUAUGACAGUGGAACAGUGAGCUUUUAUGAUGUUUAUAAAGCGUCCCUUAUAUAUAGUUUCCUCCCUUCCCCCUUCUCUUACCCUCUGAGGCCUUUCCUUUAUCUAUGCUACACAUGA